GUGAAAUCGCUUAGCAACCUUUUCCGCGACACAAGCCGCUUCACCAAUUUUGCCGUCUGUAGUAUUUAUUUAUUUGUAAAUACUCACCUUGGGAAUAUAUUGUAUACUUGUCAUAGUUAGCUAUAGCUAUUAAAAUUGUUCAAAAUAUUUAAGGUCUAUAAAUUUUUUACUCAUGAUGAAUUGAUUUAUUUAUGUAAUGCUAUCGCAACGUCAAAAAUCAUCACAAAUUUAAGAAAAUACUAAUAAGAAAUAAACUAACCCUGUAUUUAAAAAUCAGAAUGUUGCCACAAUCACUGAGCCAUCUAGUGCUUCCUUUGCUGUUGUCCUUGUUUCAACUCAUUCAUACUCAAAGUUUACAGAAAUCUGUAUCGGUAGUUUUAGAUUCAAAAUGGUUGGAUACACCAUUACAUUUGGAAGCUAGUGAGUUUUUAGCUGAAGAAAAUCCUGAAUUAUUUUGGAAAUAUAUUGAUGAUUGCUCUAAAUUAGAGCCUGGAUUUUUUAGAAAUAGAUCCGAGAAAUUACAGUAUGAUGCCAUUAUUGAUAUAACUAGUAAUUAUUUAUCUUCUCAAAAAGUUGCUCUACUUAAAUUUUCCUUAUCUUUACGUGCCUAUUCUCCUACAAUUGAAAUGUUUCAUCAAAUAGCUUAUGAUCAACAUCUUCCUUCUGAUUGUAAAGCUGUAGCUGAUGUUGGAGGAUCAUAUGCAUGUGAUACAAAGACUCUCAAAUCUUUAUUGUCUUCAUCGUCCAGAAAUGCUUCAAAUAUUUAUCAAGUGGAUCAUAUCUAUCCAAGUGCUUCUCAAUCAGUUGAUGUUAUCCUUUAUGGUGAAAUUGGCACAUCAGCUUUCCAUGGAUUAUACAAAGUAUUACAUGAAAAGGCUGAUAAAAAUGAAGUAACUUAUGCUGUGAGGCAUUAUGUUUAUAAAAGACGAAAACAGAAAGUUCGACUUUCUGGCUAUGGUGUGGAAUUAGCUGUUAAAAGUACUGAAUAUAAAGCUCAAGAUGAUACAAAAGUUGUUGAGGAAAAAACGCCUGAACAUGAAGAAAUGGAUAAACAUGAGGAACUUGAAGGUUUUAUCUUUAGUAAGUUAAUGGAAUUGCAUCCUUCAAAAAAAGAGCAACUUGAACAGUUCAAAAAGCACCUAAUAGAUAGUUCAAAAGAAAUCCCAAAUUUGAAAGUGUGGGAAUUGCAAGAACUAAGUUUACAAGCAGCACAAAAGAUUUUAAGUUCUCCUGUAGAAGAAACAUUACGUGUUAUGAAAGAAAUUGCUCAAAAUUUUCCUACUCAGGCUCGGUCUUUGGUACAUGUUUCUGUCUCCAGUGAUUUUAAGAAAGAAAUGGAAAGAAACCAACAAAUGUUUAUGCAUCAUCAUAAUUUAGGUCCUUCUGAUGUUGCAAUAUUUGUAAAUGGCAUGUAUUUUGAUAUGGAAUCUACAGACAUCUUUUCACUUCUUCAAACACUUAAGCAAGAAACUAGAGUCCUGGAAGCUUUGUAUAAAAUUAAAAUACCUGAGGCACUUCUCACAAAACUCCUGAAAAUAGAUUUUGCUCAUGAUAAAGAGGAAUAUGCUGUUGAUAUAAGAGAUUCUUCCAUUCAAUAUAUCAAUAACAUUGAAACUGAUCGUCCAUAUCGAAGCUGGCCUUCAAGUGUUCAAGAUCUAUUAAGACCAACUUAUCCAGGAAUGCUUCGUAGCAUAAAAAAAAAUAUUUAUCAUUUGGUCCUCAUUGCUGAUCCUUCAAAAGAAAGCUCAAGAGAUCUUUUUAAACUUGCAGAAUCUUUUUAUGUUCAUAAAGCUCCAGUUAGGAUAGGAUUAUUAUUUGCUGUGAAUCCAGAUACAUCUUUUGAUGGUUUUCACGAUGCUGGAGUAGCAUUCCUGAAUGCUUUCAAUUUCAUCAGCCAAGAUAAAUCUCCUUAUGAUGGACUUUCAUUUAUUACUGAUGUAUAUGCAAAUACAGAAGAAAGAGAUGUAUCUCCUGAGAGUGUUGUUGCUCACUUCAAAUCUAUGUACACAUCUGAAGAUUUAGAAUUAGUGUUUGGGCCAGAAUCUGAUUAUGAUACAGGAAGAAAGACAGCAUGGGAAUUUAUUAAUAAAACUGGACUUGGUAAGCCUCCACAAGUUUUGCUCAAUGGUGUCAUGCUGAAACAGAAACAGUUGACUGCAGAUAUGUUCGAAGAAGCCAUAUUGACUGAAAUAAUGAGACAAACACCAUUUUUACAGAAAAGUGUCUAUAAAGGAGAACUUACUGAUUCCCACAAUGUAUUGGAUUACAUAAUGGAUCAGAAAAAUGUUAUGCCUCGUCUUAAUCAAAGAGUCCUAAGUUCUGAUUCUUCUUAUUUGGAUUUUCUAUCAGAUAAUGCUGAAAUGAAAUCCAUUGUGACAAAUUUGAAGUAUUUUGCUAAACGAGAUGAUGAAGAAUUCCGUAGCUUGACUAUUUGGGUUGCUACAGAUGUUGAAACUUAUGAGGGCCGAGCUUUAUUAGCCUCUGCAUUUGCUCAUCUAAAAUCAAGCGCUCAUUCUCGCCUAGGAAUAAUCCAUAACCCAAUUUCUAAUAAAGGAACAGGCAUUUUCAGAAAAGCUAUUCAAGUUGCCUUAGAUACUUUGGAUCGACAUACUUCUAAAUUAUUUAUAACAAAAAUAUUGAAGCCAGCCAACGCUAAACAGAUAAUCAACAAUGAAAAGUCGCUUAUGGAUUUUGCAGUAUCAAAUAUGGACACUGAUGUAUUUAUGAAAAAGUUGAAUGAUUUUGAUGAUAAAUCUCUGAAACAUCAUAAAGUUUUCAGCAAAAAGAUUCUGAAGAUUUCUCCCGGCCAAAGAGCUGUUGUCAUUAAUGGUAGGGUUGUAGGACCUUUUGAUGAAAAUGAAGAAUUCACUCAAGAAGACUUUCAUCUUUUAGAAGUGUAUUCUAAAAGUUUGUAUGCCGAUAAAUUAGUUUCUGAAUUAAAAAGUGGCCUUGAACCAUCAGAGAUGGAUAGUGAAAAGGUGAUGAAAGUGGCUUCAGUUUUAUUGUCACAACCUCAAUUAAAAGUCAGACAUGAAAUAAAAUUCUACAGUGACAAACACAGUGCUAUUAAAAUUCCAGCUGCUGAUAUAGAGGAACCUGCUCAUGAAAUAGUUGCCAUUCUUGACCCUGUGUCAAAAGGUGCUGGAAAAUUAGCUUCUAUACUUGGGGUGUUACAACGAGUUAUAAAUGCUCAUUUUACUAUAUUUUUCAAUUGUGUAGAUAAGCAUUCAGCAAUGCCACUGAAAAGUUUCUCCCGAUUUGUGCUUAGUGAAGAGCCCAUAUUUGGAUCUAAUGGAAACUUUGGAAUUGCUCCAUUUGCAAAGUUUUCCAGUCUACCUACUUCACCACUGUUUACUCUAGGUAUGGUUACUCCAGAAAAUUGGCUUGUGGAAGUCGUAAAAUCGCCAUAUGAUUUAGAUAACAUUCAUUUAGAACAGGUGGAAAGCAAUGUCCAUGCCGAUUUUGAACUGGAACAUUUGCUUAUUGAAGGUCAUUGUUAUGAACAAUCAUCAGGAAACCCUCCUAGAGGUUUACAAUUCAUUCUUGGAACAAAUAAAAAGCCAGAUCUCGUUGAUACCAUUGUUAUGGCUAAUCUGGGUUAUUUCCAAUUAAAAGCAAAUCCUGGAGCUUGGCAUUUGAAUUUGAGAGAAGGCAGAUCAUCUGAAAUUUAUGAAAUUACAGGGAGUGAGAAUACUGAUACUCCACCAGGAUCCCCAGACGUGGUUGUUCUGAUUAGCAAUUUUAGGAGUCAAAUUAUUAAAGUAAAAGUAUCUAAAAAACCUGGAAAACAAUUCGAAGAACUUCUUUAUGAUGAGAAUGAUUCAAAUGGUGGAAUUUGGAAUAGUAUUACCAGCAUGCCUAUCAUUGGUGGAAUAGUCGAGGAAUGGAGAUCAAUAUGGCGAGAAUUAAAAAGUACCUUCUCUGGCAACAAAAAUGAAAAAGAAGGAGGUGAUGACAAAAUAAAUAUAUUUUCUCUUGCAUCUGGUCAUCUAUAUGAAAGGCUUCUUAGGAUAAUGAUGUUAAGUGUUUUAAAAAAUACCAAAACUCCAGUGAAAUUUUGGUUUCUCAAAAAUUUCCUUUCUCCAACAUUUAAAGAUUUUCUUCCAUAUAUGGCUCAAAAGUAUGGUUUUGAAUAUGAGUUAGUACAAUAUAAAUGGCCCAGAUGGUUAAACCAACAAAGUGAAAAACAAAGAAUCAUUUGGGGGUACAAAAUUUUGUUCCUUGACGUGCUGUUCCCUCUUGAUGUUAAAAAAAUUAUAUUUGUUGAUGCAGAUCAGGUUGUUAGAACAGACAUGAAAGAAUUAGUUGAUCUUGAUUUGAUGGGUGCUCCUUAUGGGUACACACCCUUCUGUGAUAGUCGCAGGGAUAUGGAUGGCUACAGGUUUUGGAGAUCAGGUUAUUGGGCCUCACAUUUAGGAUCAAGAAAAUAUCAUAUUAGUGCACUCUAUGUUGUUGAUUUGAAAAAGUUUAGAAGAAUAGCUGCUGGUGAUCGUCUUCGAGGACAGUAUCAAGGAUUGAGUCAAGAUCCAAACAGUCUUUCCAAUUUAGAUCAGGAUUUACCAAAUAAUAUGAUUCAUCAAGUAAGCAUUUUCUCCCUGCCUCAAGAAUGGUUGUGGUGUGAAACAUGGUGUUCUGAUGAUUCAAAAAAAUAUGCAAAAACAAUCGAUUUAUGUAACAAUCCUAAAACAAAAGAAUCGAAAUUAGCAAGUGCCAUGAGAAUUAUUCCUGAAUGGAAAGAUUACGAUGCUGAGAUUAAACAAUUGAUUAAGGAAUAUGAAAACAAUAAAACGAUAGAACAAGCAGAAAAACAGAACAAAGAUACAGAUGCCCAUGAUGAGUUAUGAUAAAAGAGUUGAUAAGGCAUUUUGUACUUCAGUGAUAUUAGGAAUAAAUUUUUUAAUUAAACCUAAA
Argiope bruennichi is the source of this 4911-nucleotide messenger RNA. It is a transcript of the gene Uggt, whose product is annotated as UDP-glucose:glycoprotein glucosyltransferase 1-like. Lineage: Eukaryota; Metazoa; Arthropoda; Arachnida; Araneae; Araneidae. Gene Ontology annotation, molecular function: UDP-glucose:glycoprotein glucosyltransferase activity. Gene Ontology annotation, cellular component: endoplasmic reticulum. The transcript has 43 exons. The record is from RefSeq and is a predicted model, not a curated record. Bases 279 to 4844 code for a protein of 1521 amino acids.